AUCCCCGCACCCAGAGCGGCGGCGGCGGCGGCGCCCAGCGGGCGCCGUGGGGCGCCUGGGAAAGGCGCUGUGGGUGUGCGCCGAGCAUGUUCUCGCUUUGUGCCGCUGCUUGGCGGGGCUGGGGCUGGAGGGUCGCACAGCCUUGUCCUGGGGCUGGAGAGCACGUUCGACCCUCGUACGUGUGAGUGAAAAACACGCCGUCGCUGCGAGUCACUUUUUACAGUUUAGGAGGUCGUAGAGAAUGUCUUUCCGUGGAAGAGGAGGUGGAGGAGGAAGAGGAGGUGGCUUCAAUCGUGGAGGAGGUGGCGGCGGUGACAGAGGUGGCUUUAAUCGUGGUGGACGAGGUGGCUUUGCACGGGGAGGUGGACGAGGAGGCUUCAACAGAGGCGGAUACGACCAGGGGCCUCCAGAAAGGGUAGUUUUAUUGGGAGAGUUCAUGCAUCCGUGCGAAGAUGACAUUGUUUGUAAAUGUAAAACAGAAGAAAACAAGGUGCCUUAUUUCAAUGCCCCGGUGUACUUGGAUAAUAAGGAGCAGAUUGGCAAAGUGGAUGAAAUCUUUGGACAGUUGAGAGAUUUUUAUUUUUCAGUGAAACUGUCUGAGAACAUGAAAGCCUCUUCAUUUAAAAAAAUGCAAAAGUUUUACAUUGAUCCAGCAAAGCUGCUACCCCUUCAGAGAUUUUUGCCAAGGCCACCUGGAGAAAAAGGUGCUCCCAGAGGAGGUGGUAGAGGAGGACGAGGUGGUGGACGUGGAGGAGGAAGAGGUGGUGGUAGAGGUGGAUUUGGAGGAGGAAGAGGUGGAGGAAGAGGAGGAGGAUUCAGAGGAGGAAGAGGAGGAGGAGGAGGAGGAUUCAGAGGAGGAAGAGGUGGUGGAGGAAGCUUUCGGGGAAGAGGAUAUUAAAAAUGGAGCCACGAGUAUCUCCCCGCUGUCUUACCGUAUCAUCUGCAGAAGUGAAGAACAAGGAAAAAUUUUAGUAAAGGACCCUGAAAAAGCUCUUUUUAUAAAGAACUUGAAGCUGUAAAAUGACAACUGUUUUUACACUUAAUGACUGUUGAUCAGCAAAUGAGGAGAGCGUAGCCCCAGGCGAAGAACAGAAGACUGCUCAGAAUAUACUUGAACUUUUUUAACUAAGUCAGGAUUCAAUGUUAUUCUUAAACUGUUUGUUUCUGACAAGUGACAAGUCAAUGCUUGACUUCAUGUUGGAGUUUGGAGUAAACAAUCAAUUGAAAUGUUUUUUCACAAACCCUACGGGUUCACUACAUGCACAUUCGUCAGUAUGAACCUGUUACCUACAUGUGACUGAUCCCUAGUUCUCAUCCUCUUUUUGUAUUGAAUCUUCUGGGUUGCUCUAAAGUGGACAUGCCAUUUAAACAACCUUUGUGAACCUUUUUUUUACAAACUAAACUUCAAAAUUUUGUGUUAAUAGAAUUUUUUUAUACAUAAUAAUGUAUAAAAGGAAAGGAAGAUAGCAAAGGAUAUUUUGUGGAUUUUUCUGUAUAAAUCUCAAUGAAAGCCAAAGGCAUUAAGAUGUGUUCUUCUGUAGAAGCUAUCUAAUGGAUCAGACAAGGUUAUUCUUAAGUCACCUAAUUGUACCUAAUUACACUGAUACUAAAAUUGCUAAGAGUUUUUAACUGCCCCCACCUCCUCCUUAGCCUGUCUCUCUUGAGGUUUUGAUGUCCUGGCAUUGCACCUCUGGUGCUCUGAGCUUGUGUAGGACUAAGAUUAGAUAGCCCAUCACAGGGUUCCUCUGCACACAGUGCUUUCAGUUAAGUAUUGCUUAAAAAAUGCAUGAAAAAAUUCCACGAAUCUGGUCUCCAAUCCAAUUAAAAUUUGGAUGCAUUAUGAGGAUUGUUGAAAAGGUACUAACUGCCCUUUCUUAAGGGUGGAGGAGAACAGGGUGCCUCUCUAACUUUGGAAAUAAAAUAGGAAUAGAAAAGUAGAAUCUCCCUGGAUUUCAUCCAGAGCCAGGAGUCUGUUCACAGACUCUCAUACGAAGCACUUUUGAAAAGGGAUCUGCAGGAUAAUUACAUGAAAGUAUUUUGAACAUCUUGUUCGUUGUGGAAAGAAGUACAUUUCAGAAUUGAUCGUACUGUUGUAUUUUUUAAUUAAUGAAUGCAGUAACAGGCAAAUGAGUUAUAUUAGCCUUCUGCAUAACAAAAAGAAACAGGUAAUUUGUCAGCACCAGGAUUGCAGUGUAACUGGUCAUUUUAACAAACGUGACUGAGUUUGAAUAAUCUCCGGAACAAGGUAGCAAAACAGAUGUUCAGGAAUUCAGUUAAGUCUGAACAGAUGCUGUGUAGGAUAAUAGAUAAAAAUGUUCUUCAGCUUAAAAAAAACAAACCACAAAACAUUGGAAUUUCUGCUAGAUCUGCUUUUGUGAGAAGAAACUGAGUCUACUUUUCAACCGCAGCACAAUCGGGAAUUGAGGGAUACCGAUUAUAUUCCUGGUAUUGCUACAGACCUAACUUUAACCAGGUCAGUUAAAUCCAGACCUCUGAAAAUGUUUAGACUUGUUGCUGUGUAUUGCUGGGCCUAAGUGACUUAGGGCUCUGACUUGAGGCAUUGUAGAGUUGCCCUUUGUCUAGACAAACCCUGCGCAAGUCAUUGCAUCUCUGGCAUACCACAUUGCAGUUGAACAAUACCAACCUGCAGUGGAGCUGGAAUUAUCAUGUCUUUUGUUGUGUUUGUAAUUGCAACCUCUGCUGUGCUGUAUUCACUGAUGCUUCAGUAGCUAGUUCUGGGUAGCUGACUUAGAUCUUCCCUUAUUUUUCGAGCUUUGGAAGACGUAACAUAACACAGUCCUCACUCUUAUACCGAAAUUCAUGUUCUGCUUUGCUAUUCUCACUGCAUGCUUUAGGGACAUACUUUAUUCCAGGGUAUCAGAAGACUACUGCCAUCACUUUUAAAUUUCAUGACGUGACAGCUGAUGUUUUAAUUGCAUGAAGUACCAUCUUGCAGCCUAAGACAAGAAGUGUAUGCUUUGAAUCUCACAGCAGAUGGAGCAGUGAGUCAGUCUGAGGCCGCUGCAAGAAAGCAGAGAAUUUUACAUCUGUGUGUGGAGGUGUUAAAGAGCAACAUCCAUUGCAGCUCUAGAGGGAACACCAGCCUCUUGAUUAUUGGGAACUGGAUUGCAGUCCCAGCUGAGAAAUUAUGAGGAGCAUUAUGGCAUGCCCUACACAUAUAAAUCAUGUUGGAUGGGAUUAACACAAAUACCCAGAGAAAAUUUGUAAUGGAUGUUUGUGGAGGUUGUAGGAUGUUCAGGUGCUGAUGGAAGAAUGUCCUCAGUGACUGGUUGUGAAAUGAGCUGCCAUAUGAGGAGGCAGUGUCUGGACAUGUCUGCUAUGUGGUGGUGCCUUUUUUUUUUUUUUUUUUUCCCCCUCCUUCCCCAGAAUUGGGAAGGAUUGUGUUUGGUUGUGGCAAGGCCCAUCUAGUCCCUGUUCUGCCUUGUUUUCUCUAUGCCAUGGCAUGACCCUGCCCUCCUAAUGCAAGUAGUUGCUAACUGUAAUAGAUGAAAAUUCAGUGUCUUAAAAAAAUUAAGACAUGUCUUGUCUACAGUGUAGUGCUACAGUGAACUAAAAUACAGGUUCUCUAAUCUUAUAUGA
Messenger RNA from Aquila chrysaetos chrysaetos, 3600 nucleotides. It is a transcript of the gene GAR1, whose product is annotated as GAR1 ribonucleoprotein. Gene Ontology annotation, molecular function: box H/ACA snoRNA binding. Lineage: Eukaryota; Metazoa; Chordata; Aves; Accipitriformes; Accipitridae. Gene Ontology annotation, cellular component: box H/ACA snoRNP complex. Bases 242 to 898 code for a protein of 218 amino acids. The transcript is spliced from 7 exons. The record is from RefSeq and is a predicted model, not a curated record. Gene Ontology annotation, biological process: snoRNA guided rRNA pseudouridine synthesis; ribosome biogenesis.